This is a messenger RNA of Gaeumannomyces tritici R3-111a-1, 2215 nucleotides long. RefSeq lists its product as hypothetical. The coding region runs from base 73 to 1515 and encodes 480 amino acids. The transcript is spliced from 4 exons. Lineage: Eukaryota; Fungi; Ascomycota; Sordariomycetes; Magnaporthales; Magnaporthaceae. The record is from RefSeq and is a predicted model, not a curated record.
AUUUUCCGCAUCAGAACACUGCGCGCCGACACAUUCGUAAAGCCGUCGUAACCCAAUCUUGCAGCGACGGUGAUGUCCGGCCCGUUUGCGCGCAAGGCGCUGUCGCCGCCGGCGUUGCCAGCAAACCAUAACAAUGGCAUCUACAGAAGCAUUCGUAUCCGGCACCCGGCGUAUCUGAACUCGGCGCCCGACCUGCUCCUGCUAAGUGCGACCGAUGGCGACGACUGGAACGGGCUCGACUUCGACGUCGCGAGGGCCGCAUGCUCCAUCGUUACAACCGUAGGCUGGGACAAGGGGGUUUUCGCGGUCCAGUCCGAUGCGAGUUCGGGUGCCCUCUCCGCCGUCGAGCGCCCGGCCGAUGGCAUCUUGCGCGAAAGCGUGUACUUCUGGUGUCGUCUUUCAGACGGGGCCAUUGAUCCGGACGUUCGCACAGACAAGUACCCAGUUCACGCAUCCUUUCACCAUUGGCGGUUUCCACACUCCGAUCUCCCCGAGCCAUGGCGCAGCGUCGCGUUGCCCGAUAAUAUCCACCCGACGAAUUCCAUUCCGUUGGCAGGAAAACAGGCCGCGGUCGCGCGUGAUGGCAGCUGCCGUAUCACCGGUUUCAUAGACGCCUGCGAAACGGCGCAUGUGAUACCUUACAGCGAAAGGAAUUGGUUCACUUCGAACCAAAUGAUCCAAUAUGUCCUGGAACCCAUGGCACAUCUCCCGAUUGACGACGAGAGAAACCUUAUCCUUCUGCGCAGGGAUUUGCAUUUUCUAUUCGACCGCAGUCGCUAUGUAUUCGUCCCCAAGAGGUCGCCACCACUACCAUCCGCCUCUUCCCAACCGCCGUCGCUAGCGAUUGCAGUCCACGUCCUUCAGCCGAAGCGCUCCAUCCAGCUCGUUCAUACGUACCACAACUGCCUAACCCAGCCUCUCCGUGGCCUUUCUCCGGAGAUGCUUUUCGCCCGGUUCGCUUGGGCAUUGUUCCAUGAAGAAAUUGUCCCUUUUUUCAAAUAUGAUGGAGAGGUUGUGGUGCGAACCUGGGACAAAGCAACUGACUGUGUCAAAGAUAACACGUUGCGUGCGAAUGCGGUAGCCCGCAUAGCCCGGGUAUUUGAGCCGGCGGGUACCAGAAGCCGGAGCGAUAGUCUCAGAAAAAGGGCACUGUCAUCCCGAGACAGGGAAUCUCAAGACAGGGACUUGUGUGACGAGUUAGACCCGGAUUGGGAUGAAGAAGACGGUUGGGAUUCUGAAGGGAACUAUGAGGAAGAGGCUGCCGAUCAGUGGCUUCGCGGUCGCCGCCGCUUCCGGAGCCCCCCGACACAUUCGCAUCAGGUGUCGAGGAACGCUGGAGAGCCUCCCAGCCUAGUCGGUUCCUUGGCGUCGACCGUGUCUAUCGCCUCGCACGCUCCUGCGUUUGUGGAAAGUGCUGAAGACGCACAUAUACCGACAAGGAAGCGCAGUCGUGAGUGUUACGGCCAAGGCAGUUGCGGGGGCCGGGGAAAGGCGGCCAGGACGGAAGAGCUGUAAAACAAGAUCCCUUCUCAAAUCAAGUGCACCAUGGGGCUUAAAUAAGCCACCUCGAGAGUAAUCUGUUUGGUUUCGAGCAAAUCACACAGACCAACUUGGAUAUGGCAGGACCAGAAGGAUAUAGCCAGCCAUGUUCCAGAGCGUGGUCGUGGCGACUGACCAUGUUCUUCCAGCAGUGGGCUGGCAUCAACACAAUUUUCAGCCAGCUCGGGCUGUGCGAGACAGAAAUCAGUUUUUUGGCCACGGGUGUGGUGGGCGUUAUGCAGGAGGCCCGUCCUGGGAGUUGGAGCCAUUGGCAUGGGCGCUUGCCACAUUAUUAUCGCCGUUAUCCUUGCCAAGAAUAUCGGCCGGCUUGGCGAGGAGCCUGUUGUUGGCUGGGCCGCCGUGGUUAUGGUGUGCUUGUUUGUCGUGUAUUUUAAAUGUGAGACGUCCAGUCCAGACGUUUUUGUGCUAGCCGAAGUGUGGCCCCUGAGCGGCCGUAUGGCGUCUCUUUGGUGGCAUCGAGUAACUGGAUGCGAGUCUUGGCCUGACGUCGUGAUUCACCAUGCUCCAGAGCCUUGCGGCCACUUCUCCAACGUUUGUCCUCCUUCUCAAAAACAAUAUUACGGACCGGCACAACGGAAUCACGUAAUUUACCAGGGGAACCUUGAAAUCAAAGAUGGAAUGGGAAAAAGGGAAUUUGUAAAAUGCAAUGCUUGUG